AUGGGGACCAGAAGUGGUGAAAUAGUGUACAGAUUUUACAGAGCCUUAACCUACGGCAUAUCGCCGCUAAUACGCCUCCAUCUGCAGUGGCGCAGAUUUCGGGGCCGCGAGCACCCCCUCAGGUGGCCGGAACGCGUCGGCCGCCCGUCCGCACUCCGGCCCGACGGUCGCCUCGUCUGGUUCCACGCCGUCUCAUUGGGUGAAGGAUUGGCAGCCAUACCUGUGAUCAAGUGCUGUCUGGAGAAGAGGCCGGAUGUGGCUGUGUUGAUGACGACUACAACCACCUCAGCAUUUGAAGUAAUAAAGAAGAGACUUCCAAGCAAUGUUAUAUAUCAGUUUGCUCCUCUUGAUAUACCGUCUAGUAUGGAUGCUUUUCUUAAAUACUGGAGGCCAGAUGCUGUCAUGCUAAUGGAAAGUGAAUUGUGGCCCAAUCUCAUCAUGGGUGCUGCAAGAAAUGGUGUUCCACUGGCAUUGCUAAAUGGUAGAAUGUCUACAAAAUCCUUUCAGAAAUGGUCACAUCCACUACUUCUUCCGUUGAUCUCGUUGUUGCUAUCAAAAUUCACAUUGAUUCUCCCAUUGAGCACAGCACAAGGAAUCAACUUUCAGCUAUUACAAGCUCCACUUUUUAGCAUCAGUUAUUCUGGUGAUCUCAAAUAUGCAAUAGCUGAAUUUGGUGAUCCUGAAAGGGAUAAAAUUUUCUUGGAAGAGUUUAAGGCACCGCUUUCGUGUAGAAAAGUGUGGAUGGCUUCUUCAAUUCACAAGGGUGAAGAGGAAGUAUUUAUAGGAGCUCACAACAUGCUAAGGCAGAUGCAUGCUAACAUACUAACUAUUAUUGUGCCUCGUCAACCUCAAUGUGGACAAUAUAUUGCUCAGAAAUUGAGGGAGCAAGGUUUUUGUGUCUCAUUGAGAUCUCAUGGUGACUACCCCACCACUGAAACAAGUGUUUAUGUAGUCGACUCAUUAGGUGAACUGAGAAACUUUUAUGGAUCAACACCAAUAGCUGUAAUAGGAGGUUCAUUCGUACAGGGAUCAGCUGGUCACAACAUAUCAGAAGCUGCUGCUGCUGGCUGUGCUAUUCUGACAGGUCAUCAUGUUGGCCACUUCUCGCAUAUGGUAGCAGAAAUGCAGCGGGUCAAUCCCCUUUCAGUUCUACAGGUAUCUGGUGAAAACCUUGUUGAAGCUAUUAACGAGCUCCUUAGCAAUGUAAAAAUUCUGGAAGCACGACGUGCAGCUGCCAGACAAGCAUUCCGUGCAUUGUCUAAUGGAGUUGUUGAAAGCGUCUGGGAAAUGUUGAAGUGCCAUGUAUUUAUCAAGUCCAUGAUCAGAGAUGGUUGUAAUGGAACAAAGAGCCAAGCAUGA
Striga hermonthica is the source of this 1359-nucleotide messenger RNA. The record is from the annotation of a GenBank genome assembly. Lineage: Eukaryota; Viridiplantae; Streptophyta; Magnoliopsida; Lamiales; Orobanchaceae.